UAUGUUUGCGGAAAAAUAUAUAUUUUGACAUUUAUUUAUUCUACAUUAAUUUCUCCCAAAUUUGAAUAUUUAUACAUGUUAUUAUUAUUUAUCAAAUAAUUUGAAUAUAUUUUUUAAAUUUUUAACAAAAAUUUAAUAAAUCAGAUUGACAAGUGUUGUACACACACUUAUAGGACUAAUACAUUGAAACCAUAUGGUAGUGUGUGACAAGAUGGCACGUCAGCAGCAGACGGAUGUCGACGAAUUAUUUGAUGUAAAAAAUCAAUUUUACAUUGGAAAUUAUCAACAAUGCAUCAACGAAGCUCAAAAAGUAAAGCCAUCUUCACCAGAAGUUGCACUUGAUCGAGAUGUAUUUUUAUACAGAGCCUAUAUAGCACAGCGUAAAUUUCGAGUUGUUUUAGAUGAGAUAAACAAUUCAUCACCACCUGAUUUGCAACCAUUAAAAAUGCUCGCUGAAUAUUUUGCAUUUCCAAAUCGUCGUGAAACAAUUUUACAUGAAUUAGAUCAAGCAGCUAGUAAAGCAAAUGCGGAUAAUCAUAAUUUUAUGAUUGUUGCAGCAACAAUAUAUUAUCAUGAAAAAAAUUUAGAAUCAGCACUUCGUGUUCUUCGAAAUUCCGAUCAUUUAGAAUGUCUUGCAUUGACAUUGCAAAUUUAUUUGAAAAUGGAUCGUUUAGAUUUAUCACGAAAGGAAUUAAAAACAAUGCAAGAAAAAGAUGAUGACGCGACAUUAACUCAACUUGCUCAAGCAUGGGUUAACAUUAGCAGCGGUGGUGAUAAAUUAUUAGAUGCCUAUUAUAUUUUUCAGGAAAUGAUUGAUAAACACUCGAGUACAAGUAUGUUAUUAAAUGGCCAAGCAACAUGUUUCAUUGGACAAGCAAAAUAUGACGAAGCCGAAGCCGCAUUACAAGAAUCAUUAGAUAAAGACAGCAAUAAUCCAGAUACGUUAAUUAAUAUGAUUGUACUUUCUCAACAUAUGGGAAAACCACCAGAGGUUGCAAAUCGUUAUCUCAGUCAAUUGAAAGAUUCACAUUUAGAGCAUCCUUUUGUAAAAGAAUAUUUACAAAAAGAAGCUGAAUUUCAAUUGCUUGUAACACAGUAUUCUACUUCGGCUUGAAUUUUUUUAAAAAUAUUUAUACAUUCCAGGAAAUAAAAUUGAAGUCUCGUUAUAGAUUCAAAUAUCAAACGCCGUUAUAGUUUGUGCGGGAUAACGAAAGAAACGGGUAUUUUUAAUCAAAAAAAAAAAAAAAGAAAAAAUACUCUUAGAUAGAGGAAAUGUACAUUUUUCUGCUUCUGCAAAAAAAAACCAUUUUUCAAGAAAAAGUACUUCGUAUUCCAUCCUUUAUGAGCGCCCUCGAAAAUUCAUAAAAAAAAAUAAGUGGAAAAGAGACUGAAGUGUAUUUAAUAAAAUUAUUAAAAUUGUAA
Leptopilina boulardi is the source of this 1422-nucleotide messenger RNA. It is a transcript of the gene epsilonCOP, whose product is annotated as coatomer subunit epsilon. Gene Ontology annotation, molecular function: structural molecule activity; protein binding. Gene Ontology annotation, cellular component: COPI vesicle coat. NCBI's taxonomy places the organism in Eukaryota, Metazoa, Arthropoda, Insecta, Hymenoptera, Figitidae. Gene Ontology annotation, biological process: endoplasmic reticulum to Golgi vesicle-mediated transport; retrograde vesicle-mediated transport, Golgi to endoplasmic reticulum; intra-Golgi vesicle-mediated transport. The record is from RefSeq and is a predicted model, not a curated record. Bases 194 to 1114 code for a protein of 306 amino acids. The transcript is spliced from 3 exons.